CUCCCAGCGAAAAUAUGUAGAGAAACCUGUUUGAGUGAAGUAAACAACAUAUUGUUGAAAUAUGUGGACGCCAUUAUUGAAUCUACUACAUUUUGAAUUCAAAUAAAAAAAUAACUACUGCAGAAAAAUUGUAUAUAAUUUCGACAAAAAUUAAAUAAAAAUCAUUUUCAAUAAAUAUUUUUUACAAAAGAAAAAGAAAUUCAAUUGAAAAGUUUAAAAUUCUCCACUCAUAAUGCAAACGAUCGCUUCAAACAUUUAAAUUCAAACAGAUUGAAAUUACCAAAUACGGUAGUAGAGUCGACCAUAAAUGCAGUCUCUUUCAGAAGAAUGGGACGCCAUUUUGAAGGAAGAAUUCAACAAGAGGUUCGAUUUCAAUGUGGUUAUGCGAAGACAAGAAUGCAGCAUAAAUGCUCAAAUAGAAACAUUGACGCUAUAGCCUAAGCAACGAGCGAGCGAGCCAACACAUACUGUCUCAUCGUUGCCGUACAAGGGAUACGAAAGAGACAAAGCCCUAGAGACCGAUAAGCGGCUACGAGUAAACAAAGUAAACCGUUCUAAUACAACCGUAGUAAACCGUGUUUAUGCUGUGUGCCGAGCGUCGGAUGAGAGUAUGUGCGCAUGUGUUGCGUAUGUGUUGGUGCGCUGCUCGAUUGAACUGGGUGCGAGAAAAAGACAUGGAACAGAUGCAUCGGUUACUAUAGUUUGAGCCGUUUAACAAACCAGAUAGCUGCGCGCAUGUGUAACUGACUUUCAUCCCAACAAUUUUUUGCUUUUUGUUUGUUUUCAUUUUUAUUCGUUUUUUUUUUUCUUCUCAUUUUACGAAUUAUUUUCAUUUUAUUCGUAUUGUGUUUGAGUUCUGAAGAAGGAAAAGGGACCGUUCCUUCGAAACCAACAAUAAAAACUGCAAACGGUUCGUGAAAAGUGUUUUGCUCGUGCAGUGAGAACAAGAACCGUGUUCGAUUCAAUUAUAGUGCAAAGAAACAGUGAGAUUGACAAGAAGUAUUCGAUUGAAUAACGAACGUUAAGUGUGUGGCUGCAAAGCCAAACGGUGACAACAACGUACAUUCGGUAGUCGGUUAAAUUCCAAAAUUAGAUGUGCAUCAUUGCUGAAUCGAAAGCGGUGGAAUAUGAAUGAGAACGAUGAAAUGGAUUACUUGAGCAACAACGGACAUUCGUCAGCAACAAUCGUGAGUUGGAUUCUCUGCGAAUAGUUCAACCAGGUUUUGUUUGAUUUUGGGUGAUUUUCGUGCAAAAUAUUCGCAACAACAAAGAAGUGAACGAAAAAAAAAGAAUUUUUAUAUUUGUGUGAAAUUGACACGACUGAAUGAGCGACAAAAAAGUGCGCAACUCAGAAAAAAGCUAAAAAAAAAAGCGCAGCGUAUUAUUCUAUACGCCAAUUGGAACAAAAAAAAAACAAUUCAAAAAGUGAAGCCCAAAUCACAGUGGACACAUGCAAAACGAAACCAAGAAAUAAUUAAUUUUAAAUAAUUUAUGGUGUUUUGAAAGCAAAAAAAUAAGUCAGCGCAGCAAAACGGAUAUCAAAAGAAAAAACGAAGAACAACGGAUAGAGAAAGAAAAGAAAUAAUCAAAGUUUCCUUCAAAGUGGCUCAAAAUGUGGUUUACAAACAGGCAAUUUCACAAAAUGGAUAUUUGGAUUAAAUUAUUUGUGGGUGCAAUUCUACUUUGUGGAUUAAUCUCGGGAACAGAAGGAUUUACAUCGUGUGCUCCAUCUCCAUGCAAGAAUGGUGGUCAGUGCAUAUCGAAACCAAAAGGCGACUCAUACUGCAACUGUACAACCCGAUAUGUUGGAGAAUUUUGUGAACAUUUGAAUCCAUGCCAUACCAGCUCGGGACCAAGAUGUCAAAAUGGUGGUGUUUGUGAAGUUGACUACACAACUCCAGUGCCUGGAUUCAAAUGCCGGUGCCCAAUUGGCUUCACAGCUUCACUGUGCGAAAUCUCUGAACGCAAUGCAUGCGACUCGGGACCAUGCCAAAACGGAGGAUCAUGUCAUUUGAAAUCACUUCAGGAUUAUGUUUGCUCAUGUGCUCAAGGAUAUACAGGCAAAUAUUGCGAAAAGCAGAAUUUGUGUGCAUCAUCGCCGUGCAAUAACGGUGGUAUAUGCAUUUCAUUGCCCGGUGGCGAUUUCAAAUGCAAUUGCCCGAAAGGAUUCAAAGGGAAGACGUGCUCCGAAGAUGUCGAAGAAUGUAUGUCUAUGCCGUGCCAGCACGGUGGAACUUGCCGCAACACACUUGGAUCUUAUCAAUGUAUUUGUGAAGCUGGUUACACGGGAAAGAACUGUGAAUCAAAGUAUAUCCCAUGCUCACCAUCCCCAUGCCAAAACGGAGGCACGUGCAAGCAAAUCCACCGCUAUUCAUACGAAUGCAAAUGCCCACCAGGUUUUCAAGGCAUAAAUUGUGAACAAAACAUAGACGAUUGCCCCGGAAAUCUUUGUCAAAACGGUGGACAAUGUAUCGAUGGUGUGAACUCGUAUCGUUGUAAAUGCUCAGCGCAUUAUACGGGCGAAUACUGCGAGAAUGACAUUGAUGAGUGUUUAAUGAGACCGUCGGUUUGCCAAAACGGUGCCACUUGCACGAAUACACACGGCGGCUACUCGUGCAUUUGUGUAAACGGAUGGACCGGUACGGAUUGCAGUGAAAAUAUUGACGACUGUGCUGGUGCAGCUUGUUUCAACGGUGCUACCUGUAUUGAUGCUGUUGGCACUUUUUAUUGUCGCUGUAUUCCGGGUAAAACGGGUCUAUUGUGUCAUUUGGAUGAUGCUUGCACAUCAAAUCCCUGCCAUGCUGAUGCCAUUUGUGAUACCAGUCCAGUCAAUGGAUCAUACACGUGUUCAUGUGCAUCGGGCUACAAAGGAGUCAACUGUACCGAAGAUAUCGAUGAAUGUGAUCAAGGAUCACCGUGUGAACACAACGGUAUUUGCAUUAACACACCCGGUUCGUUUGCCUGUAAUUGCUCUCAAGGAUUUACCGGGCCACGAUGCGAAACCAAUGUUAAUGAAUGUGAAAGUCAUCCAUGCCAAAACGAUGGUAGCUGUCUCGACGAUCCAGGCACUUUUCGAUGCGUUUGCAUGCCAGGCUUCACUGGAACUCAAUGCGAAAUCAACAUCAACGAAUGCGAGAACGACCCUUGCUUGAACGGCGGCACUUGUUUGGACAUGAUAAACGGAUUCAAGUGUAUUUGUCCAAUCGGCUUUAAUGGUGCGCGUUGUCAAACAAAUAUCGACGAUUGCAUGUCACAACCUUGCCGAAACAUGGGCAUUUGUCACGAUUCAAUCGCUAGCUAUACCUGCGAAUGUCCACCUGGUUACACCGGAUUCUCCUGCGAAACAAAUAUCAACGAUUGUCAAUCAUCACCAUGCUACAGAGGUACAUGCAUUGAUGGCGACAACUCAUUCACAUGCCAAUGCAAUCCAGGAUACACCGGAGAAUUAUGCCAAACUCAGAUCAACGAAUGCGAAUCAAAUCCAUGCCAAUUCGAAGGACAUUGCGAAGAUCUCGUUGGUGGCUAUCGUUGCCGUUGCAAACCAGGAACAUCGGGAGAAAAUUGUGAAAUUAAUGUGAACGAAUGUCAUUCGAAUCCUUGUCGGAAUCAAGCAACCUGCAUUGAUGGAAUCAAUAGAUACACGUGCAAGUGUAUUCCUGGUUUCACAGGGGCUCAUUGCGAAAUUAAUAUCGAUGAAUGUGCAUCAAGUCCAUGUGCAAACAAUGGUGUUUGUAUGGAUUUGGUGAAUGGAUUCAAAUGUGAAUGCCCAAGAGGUUAUUACGAUGCUCGUUGCUUGAGUGAUGUCGAUGAAUGUGCUUCAAAUCCAUGUGUGAAUGGCGGUCGUUGUGAAGAUGGUGUCAAUCAAUUCAUUUGUCGAUGUCCUCCGGGAUACGGUGGGAAGCGAUGCGAAAAAGAUAUUGAUGAGUGUGAUUCAAACCCAUGCCAGCACGGAGGGAUCUGCAUUGAUGGCUUGAACUCGUACACUUGCAAUUGCAUGCCAGGAUAUACAGGUGAAAAUUGCGAAACAAAUAUUGAUGACUGUGUAGCAAAUGGUGGUCCAUGUAGAAACGGUGGUUCAUGCAUUGAUUUGGUCAACGGUUACAAAUGUGUGUGCAAAAUUCCAUUCACCGGUCGAAGUUGUGACUAUAAAAUGGAUCCUUGCCACCCGAAUCGCUGUCACAAUGGCGCAAAAUGCACACCAAACUCGAACUAUCAAGAUUUUGCAUGCAGUUGUCCGCUCGGUUACACCGGACGCUUGUGCGAUCAAGACAUCAACGAAUGUGCACUGUCUUCACCGUGUCGCAAUGGAGCCACCUGCAAAAAUAUCCCCGGCUCAUAUCAAUGUUUGUGUGCUGAAGGCUACGAAGGACGAGACUGUACUAUUAAUACCGAUGAUUGUGCCUCGUUCCCUUGCUCAAACGGUGGCACUUGCUUGGAUGGUAUCGGUGAUUUUACCUGUCUAUGCUUGGAUGGUUUUGAAGGCAAACACUGUGAAAUUGACAUCGAUGAAUGUGCUUCGAAUCCUUGCCGAAACGGGGCAACUUGUAAUCAAUAUGUGAACUCAUACACAUGUCGAUGUCCGCUUGGAUUCUCAGGAAUGAAUUGCCAAACAAACGACGAAGAUUGUACUGAGAGUAGUUGCAUGAACAAGGGCACAUGUAUCGAUGGCAUCAAUUCAUACAAUUGCUCAUGCACAGCUGGCUACACGGGAUCGAAUUGUCAGUACAAAAUCAACAAGUGCGAUUCGGGACCGUGCCAAAACGGAGGAACGUGCACUGAACGCAACAACGAUUACUCAUGCCAUUGUGCUUAUGGAUUCACUGGAAAAGAUUGCACCGAAUAUGUGGACUGGUGUUCGCAAAAUCCUUGCGAAAACGGCGCCGCUUGUUCGCAACGGGAAAACACCUACAAAUGCGAUUGUUUGUCGGGUUGGACGGGAAAAUUGUGCGACGUCGAAAUGGUUUCGUGUAAAGAUGCUGCCAUCCGAAAGGGUGCCAGUGUAAUGGAAUUGUGUAACAAUGGAACUUGCGAGAACUAUGGCAAUUCGCAUAAGUGUCACUGCCAUUUGGGAUAUACAGGAUCAUACUGCCAGAAGGAGAUCAACGAGUGCGAAUCUCAACCGUGUCAAAACGGCGGUAGUUGCAAAGAUUUAAUUGGUUUCUAUCAGUGUAUCUGUCGUCGUGGAUUCCAAGGUCUUAACUGUGAACUGAAUAUUGAUGAUUGCAAACCGAACCCAUGUAGGAACGGAGGAACGUGCCAUGAUCUUGUCAACGGAUGCAGUUGCUCGUGUCCACCGGGAACGCUUGGAAUGUACUGUGAAGUGAAUAUCGAUGAUUGUGUGGCUGGUGCUUGCCACAACAACGGCACAUGCAUUGAUAAAGUAGGCGGAUACGAUUGUGUUUGCCCAGCUGGAUUCGUUGGAUCGCGAUGCGAAGGAGACAUCAACGAAUGCUUGUCGAAUCCAUGCUCCAGCGAAGGCACACUUGAUUGUCUUCAAUUGGUCAAUAAUUAUCACUGCAAUUGCAAACCUGGCUACAUGGGACACCAUUGUGAAAAUAAAAUCGAUUUCUGUGCUACUUCACCAUGCCAAAACGGCGGCUUGUGCUCAGCUCAGUCUGGCGGCUAUCAUUGCGAAUGUCAAGAAGGCUUCUAUGGGAAAUUCUGUGGGAAUUCCGGGCAUGAUUGUAAUACAAACCCAUGCGGUGUGGGCAGCUGUGAAGUUGUGAUUGGAGGUGGUUAUCGUUGUAUCUGCCCAGCAGGAACCACUGGUGAAAAUUGCGAGAUCGACACGUUCGACGAAUGCAACCCGAAUCCAUGCAAACAAGGUGCUGCUUGUGAAAACAAACUGGCUGACUUCUCAUGCUUCUGCCCGGCCAAAUGGGCUGGAAAAACGUGCAACGAAUAUGAUCAAUAUUUCGCAGGCUGGUCCGGCGGUAAAAAUGGACUGAACAACGGAUACGGUAUAGAUUUGAAAUCCCAGCAAGAGCAAUGUGUCAAGAAAGGUUGUGCGGCUAAGAGUGGAAAUCGCAAGUGCGAAGAAGAAUGCAACACAUAUGCCUGCAAUUUUGAUGGUGGUGAUUGUACGCUUGGUGUCAAUCCAUGGAUCAACUGUACCACAACAUCGGUCAACUGCUGGGAAGUGUUUGGAAAUGGUAUUUGCAAUGAAGAAUGUAACAACGCACACUGUUUGUUCGAUGGCCGUGAUUGUGACAAGAAAUUGAAACCGUGUCAAGAGGCAUUCGAUGCAUUCUGCUCUGAAAACUAUGCCAACGGAGUGUGUGAUCCCGUUUGUAACACGGCCGAAUGUAACUGGGAUGGUUUGGAUUGUGAGAAAAAUCGUCCACCAAAAUUGGCCACGGGCAUGAUGUCGGUUGUGGUUUUGAUGAGUGAAGCCGAAUUCCGUGAAAUUUCCAUUCCAUUCAUGCGAGAUAUGGGCCAUCGGUUGCGAACAAAUGUGCGCAUUAAAAAGGACAACUUAGGCAAUGACAUGAUUUAUCCAUGGAAUCAUAGCCCAAAUGAUAUCCAAUUUAUCCAAUAUCCAACAAAGAAGGCAAUUCAAGUGUACAUGGAAAUUGAUAACAGCCGUUGCGAGUCCAUUAUGGGAGGGGAAUGUUUCUCAACAGCACAAGAUGCGGCCAGUUUCAUUGGAGCCAGUGCACGUGGGGGUAUGCCAAGAUAUCCAAUCUUCUCGGUUCGUGGGGUUAAUGGUAUUGAUAAUAAUUCAGCCGAACCGACCAAUGGAAAGUACGUUGCUCUUGGAGCGUUUAUGAUUAUUAUGGCAUGUUUCUUGCUUGGUGUUUUGAUCACAGCCAAACGUAAGAGAGCAUAUGGUCAAAUUUGGCGGCCAGAAGGAUUCUUUACAACAACAAGAAGUGGACAACGUCGCGGCCCAGAUGGACAAGAAAUGCGAAAUCUAAACAAAAAUCCAUCGUUGGCUUGUAUCGAUGCCAGUGGAAACGGUCAAAUGGGCCAUUCACACCAAUGGUCAGACGAUGAAUCACAAGUGCCAAAACGAAGCCGAUACGAAUACGAUCACACGACAUCCACCGAUUAUGAAGAACCAAACAGUAGAUCCUGGACACACCAACAUUUUGAAGCGGCAGCCAUUCGUAUACCAUCAUCGAUUAUGACUCCGCCUUCGCAUCAUGAAAAACACGAUGUUGAUGCACGUGGCCCAUGUGGAAUGACCCCGCUGAUGGUUGCUGCUUCGCAAGGUGUUGGCGUUGAUCUCGUCACCGAGGUGAAUGAAGACGAAAGCACGGUACAAGCAAUCUCAGAACUGUUGGCUCAAGGCGCUGAACUGAAUGCAACCAUGGAUAAAACUGGCGAAACUGCACUACACUUGUCGGCUCGUUACGCUCGCGCUGAUGCUGCAAAACGUUUAUUGGACGCCGGAUCAGAUGCCAACUGCCAAGAUAGCACUGGCCGAACACCAUUGCAUACAGCCAUUGCCGCUGAUGCUUUAGGUGUGUUCCAAAUUCUAUUGCGCAACCGGGCCACGAAUCUCAACUCAAGAAUGCACGACGGAACCACACCAUUGAUUCUGGCCGCACGUUUAGCUAUCGAAGGAAUGGUUGAAGACUUGAUUACCGCUGAUGCAGAUAUUAACGCAGCCGAUAAUAGUGGAAAAACGGCAUUGCAUUGGGCUGCUGCCGUGAAUAACGUGGAUGCCGUUAAUAUUCUCCUGAUGCACCAUGCAAACAGAGACGCACAAGACGAAAAGGAUGAAACUCCACUGUUUUUGGCCGCUCGUGAAGGGUCCCUUGAAGCAUGCAAAGCACUUUUGGACAACUUUGCAAACCGAGAAAUUACCGAUCACAUGGAUCGAUCACCACGUGAUGUUUCCUGUGAACGACAACACAACGACAUCGUACGUCUAUUGGAUGAACACGUUCCACGCAGCCCACAAAUGAUGCCAAUCAUGCAAAAUACUGUGGUUAAUUCACCGCCAUGCCAGUCGCAAUUGGUCAGCCAACCAACCGUGAUUCCAGCCAGUGGAAAACAGAACAAACCACAAAAGAAGAAACAACAGAAAGCAUCCGCAUCAAGCAAUAACAAUAACAACAAUCCAAACAGUCCGGACGAUGAGACAACGUUGAAACGAAAGACAACGGCCAAAAAGACUUCAACAUCCACAAAGAAACAGAACGCACAACCAAUUUUGCCAGAUAUCCAACUGUCAUCCGAUGGAGCGUUCAGCACCGAAGACUCUCCGGUCGCUAGUUUGCCAAGUCCAUAUGAUACAGCCAGUCUAUAUUCAAAUACGCUUGCUCAUCACGAUAUGGGUGUAAUGACAGCCAAACAACCUCCGAGCUACGAUGACUGCAUCAAGAAUGCCCAGUCAAUGCAAUCGCUCCACAAUGUCAAUUUCGACAAUUAUGGUUACACAAUGGGAGGUUCUCCAUUCCACGAUCUCAUGAACACACAACGAAGUGUUCCAAAUGUCAAUAAUAUGGGUGAACAAGGUCUUAGUCCACCAUACUCGAAUCAAUCGCCGCCGUAUUCGGUGCAAAGCAACAUUGCGCUCUCCCCACACGGCUAUAUUGAUUCGCCAUCGCCGGCAAAGAAUCGCCCAUGUUUGCCAACGUCUCCAACGCAUAUGCAAGCGAUGAGACACGCAACACAUCAGAAACAUGCUGCACAGUUACACGUACUCAACAGUACCGGUUCAUCGGUUCAAUCGCCGCUCAGCAGUUCAUCGUCACACUGUUCAAACAGUCCUCAUAGUCAAUCGCAGCUGCAGCACAUGCAACAACAGCAAAUGCAGUUGCAAGCCUUGCAACAACAGCAACAGCAACAGCAACAGCAACAGCAACAACAACAACAAGCUCAAUCUCAAUUGCAACAACAGCAAGACUUCCUACAGCAAUUACAACAACAACAACAGCAGCAGCAGCAGCAGCAACAACAUCAGCCACAAAUGUUGCAGCCACAGCAAGACCAAAACCAAGCGUCCAGCACACAGCAACAAAACGAUGGAUCGAACAAUGGUGCAAUAAUUGGUGAUUUUGAAUAUGAAUUGAGCAUGGCUGAAAUUGCUAGCUAUGACAGUAUUACCGGUCAAAUGAAUCAUGGUUCGAUGUCACAACAUACGAAUUCUACGCAAUCAUCGCCUCACUCACAACAAAACUACUAUCAAUAUUUGACUCCGCCAAGUCAGCAUUCGGGUGGAAUAACGCCACAGCAUCUAACGCACACGCUAGACAGUUAUCCUACACCAUCUCCAGAAUCUCCAGGCCAUUGGUCUAGCUCAUCGCCGCAUUCAAACUCUGAUUGGUCGGAAGGCCAAUUAUCACCGCCGGCAAAUAUGAACUACAUGGCCAACACUGGCGGCAGCCAGACAAACAAAGGAACUGAUGCGAUUUACAUCUAAAUCAAGCGCAAAUACACACCCACAAUAUUAUUUCCACACGGAUGGAAAUCAUCGCAAACUAAAAUUGUAUAUAAGAUACGAUGUUUUUAUCAAAUAACACACAUUAAUAGCAUUAGAUUCAGUUCAUGGGAAUUGAUAUACAAACGAAAAUCUAUCAAUUUAUUUUAUUUAAUUUUAAAAUGCAUAUAUAACUACAUUUUUUUUAUCGAAAAUUUUUUUUUGUCGUUAACAACAACGAAACAACAGAAUUUCUUACCGGCAAACGAAGAAGAAUGGAAAAGACAGAGUUAGUAUUAUACGUUAGAGUAUUUAGGUAACGAAAAAUCGUUUUUAGCAUAAUAAUAAUGAAAAUUUCUUUGAUUUUACGAGAAUAGACAAUCAAAAGACAACUUAGUUAUAAAACGCGUUAUUGAGUGUGCUGCCAUCGCACCGGUUUAUUUUUUUAAACGAAAAAGAAAAGCAACAAAUUGUUUGAUGAAAAAAAUCUUUUCCCUUUUUCUUUGUUGAACUUUCUUUUUUAUACACGAGAAGAAAAAUUCUAAAUUUUAUCAUUCGACAAAAACUAUUUGAUUUUAACCUAAACGACAAUUUGAUUAGAUAAUAUAUAGGGAAUAAAAGCAUUGCUUUUGCACAUUUUAAUCAUUUUUAUAGAAUAUCGACAGAUGUACUUUGCUGACAAUUUGGUACACACGAAACAGAAGGAAAAACAAAACGAUUUUCCGCUGUUGUUGUUGUUUUUUCAGAUUUAAACAUCUUUUCACAAAGACACAUCUGUUUUGAAUUUUGAUCUUAUAAACGCUGCGAUUCGUGAUUUACGUCAAAAUGCAUUAUUCGGAGCUAAAAUGCUCCACUAAUUUUAACGAGUUUCUUUUUAAUUGAAUAAUUUAUAAUUCAGUGUAAAUACAGAAAAAAUAGUAAAGUUCAAAGUGUAGAGAAUAAAAUGAUAGCAAUUAGUUUUAAAGUGAAGACUGUGCAAAUGUGAAUCGUUUCACCACCCCCACUCAAUAAGAAUUCUUCUAGCUACCUUCUCUUUUCAAUAUCCAAUAGCAAUGCAGUGUGCAAAAACACAAUUAGUUUUUUUUCUCCCUCUUCACAGAACAAACCAUAUAUUUUCUUUUCAUACCAUUGCAAAGCAUUUUAUUUUUAAAUGACAACUAAUUUUGACAGAUUUUUUUUUUAUUUUUCUUUCUACACAUAUUUUGGUGUGACACAUGAAGUGUUUCUUACGUAAAAUAAAUACGCCCACACCUAAUACGAUAGAACCGAAUCAAAUUUCAAUCCACAAACAGAUAGGUAUAUCAAUAUUUGAAUCGGAAACAAGCGCAAAUGUUAUUGAGGAAAAUCUCAUUUAUUUUAUGUGCCCGUUAUCAUGUAUUAUAAUGAAAACAAAAAGCCUUUCAAUUUAGAUACUGCCUCUAGAUUCUAUGGAGUGUAAUCUUAAGCAUCCAUUUAUACUUUUAUAAACAUUCAAUGAGCUCAACGGCUCAUUUUAUAAUAAAAAUCAAUUUGAAACAAAAAAAAACAAA
Sitodiplosis mosellana (orange wheat blossom midge) is the source of this 10899-nucleotide messenger RNA. It is a transcript of the gene N, whose product is annotated as neurogenic locus Notch protein. Gene Ontology annotation, molecular function: protein binding; calcium ion binding. NCBI's taxonomy places the organism in Eukaryota, Metazoa, Arthropoda, Insecta, Diptera, Cecidomyiidae. Gene Ontology annotation, cellular component: plasma membrane; protein-containing complex. Gene Ontology annotation, biological process: Notch signaling pathway; cell differentiation; heterophilic cell-cell adhesion. The record is from RefSeq and is a predicted model, not a curated record. The transcript has 17 exons. Bases 1613 to 9373 code for a protein of 2586 amino acids.